Ostertagia ostertagi is the source of this 717-nucleotide messenger RNA. NCBI's taxonomy places the organism in Eukaryota, Metazoa, Nematoda, Chromadorea, Rhabditida, Trichostrongylidae. The record is from the annotation of a GenBank genome assembly.
AUGUGGGCGACUGGCGGUGUGGUCUGCUCGCCAUUCUAUCGUAUUCUCACCACUUGUUGUCCAAUUCGCCGAAGUGGGACCAGUUCGGCGAGUCGUUACCAAGCUGCUGCUCAUAAGACCGUUGGCAUCAACGACGUGCCGCCAUUCACGUCAAAAACGCUCAAUGUUCAACCGGAAGCCAACGGAGGCGCAGCUGUCGACAUAUGCGAGUAUGGCGAGAUACGGCUACGCCUUGAAUACGACUUCGCUCAGAAUAAGUUGUCCGUGACAAUACUCGACGCUCACCGACUUCCCGCAAUGGACCGGAAUGGCAUGUCCGAUCCCUACGUGAAACUGUGUAUUCUACCGGAACGAAAGCAGAAGUACGAGACGAAAAUCAUACGAAACUCACUGAAUCCUGUCUACAACGAGACCUUUCUUUUUUCUUUGCCAUUCAACGAGCUGCAAUCGAAAACACUCAUGCUGACCGUCUACGACUACGAUCGAUUGUCGAAAGAUGACAAGAUGGGCGAAUUAUCGAUCCCACUGGAAACGAUCGACUUCGGUACCACCACGGAGAUUUGUCGAUAUCUAUGUAAACCGGAGAACGACGACGACAGAGAGUCCCGACUUGGGGACAUUUGCUUUUCGACGAGGUAUCGACCGGCAACCGGCACCGUCACUUUGACCAUAAUGGAAGCUCGGAAUCUGAAGAAAAUGGAUGUCGGAGGCUCUUCG